AUGGGCCAUCUGGACAUCGCGACAAUCUCGACAUGUCCACAAUCUGAAAAUGAUCGCAAGAUGAGUACCUUUGCGGCCAAGCGCAAAGCUAGAGUGAUCAAGGUCGAUGACGAGGAGAGAUCAGACAGCAGCUCGCCGUCGGGCUUGGGUACAGCUGGCUCCAAAGAAGGAGAGGGAGAGACCCUCGACGCAGUGGGAAGCACACCAAACGAAGAUGCAGAGGACGACGGGCCAGUUGUCGUACGGCCCAAUCGACCCGGCGCCGGGAGACAAAAGAAGAAAGGUCCCAAGUCUAGAUUGUCCUUUGGUGGAGAUGCCGAAAAUGACGACUCUGAAGAUUCACCCACGCCAAAGCAGAUGUCUCUCGGGCAAAGAGCGGUUGAGAACAGUGCUGUGAAGCGCGGCAUUGCUGUACGAACUCUGCCAACAAGGUUUACACAAGAAGAAGAAGAGGACCAACCGAGAUACAGCAAGGAGUACUUGGAUGAGCUACAGUCGUCAACGCCAAGCACACCGCAAGAUAUCUCUACGUUGCACAUUAGCGAUGCUGACGAGAUGGCAUUGGACCCAGCGGAGCUUGACGGCGCCUUAGUAGUCGAAUAUCCGGAGGCUUCUUCAACAAGUCAAGGCACACAGAUACUUUCAGAGGCUGAAAUACGUGAACGAAAGGAACGCCGCGCCAGACUAGCCCAGGAGCAAGGCUUUUUGUCGGUCGACGAUGAUGACGAGACGGAUGCCUUUGGGCGUAGGAAGAAAGAUGCCGGCCGAUUAGUUGCAGAAGACGAAGAUCUCGGGGAGGGAUUUGAUGAUUAUGUUGAAGACGGUGGCCUCUCAUUGGGCAAACGCGCCGAAAGGGAGCGUAGAAAAAAAGAGAGGAAGCAAAUGGCAGAAAUGAUCACAGCUGCUGAAGGUCACAGCUCGGACGAUUCCUCAGACAGCGAUGCCGAGAGGAGGAUGGCGUACGAGGCCUCGCAAAGCAAGGCAGGGCUUGAUGGGUUGAAAAAGCCGCGAAAGAACCCAUCUGACAGUAUGCUCCGAAUUCCUCCCAAGAUUACGCCCCUACCCAGCUUGUCGGAGUGCUUGACGCGGCUUCAAGCCACACUGAGAGCAAUGGAAAGCGACCUCAAGACGAAAAAUGCCCGCUUGGAUCAACUCAGGAAGGAGAGGGAGGAUAUCGUCAAGCGGGAAGCGGAGGUGCAGGGAUUGCUGGACGAAACCGGGAGAAAAUACCAAGAGGCUCUGGCAAAAGGAAAAAUAGAUGCUGAUGCCGCGAGUGCCACAGGGCCAAGUAUUGAAUUAGCAGGGGAACGCGGCCUGGAUAGUCUUGGAACCACACCUAGACGGCCGGCUCGGUCUGAACUAGAUGCAGGAUCGUGA
Molecule: messenger RNA, 1377 nt
Organism: Metarhizium album ARSEF 1941
Lineage: Eukaryota; Fungi; Ascomycota; Sordariomycetes; Hypocreales; Clavicipitaceae
Exons: 2
Coding region: 1-1377 (458 amino acids)
Biological process (GO): spliceosomal complex disassembly; mRNA splicing, via spliceosome
Cellular component (GO): nucleus; U2-type post-mRNA release spliceosomal complex
Molecular function (GO): DNA binding
Source: RefSeq, a predicted model, not a curated record